AUGAAUACGGAAUUAUUACACUGGACAAGUCUCAAAGUCAAACUAGUUAGCUGCUUGUUUAAUCCUAUAAUCCUGGUACCAACAUUUGUCUAUCUAGUUUCGAUAUGGACGGUCUAUUCUCUGGAACAGUCACUAAGUAACACAGAUUUAAUCCAGUCUUUGACCACGGAGACGCAGACGCUCGUUCAGACACAGACGCAGACGGAAACGCCGACACAACCUACGGCGACAGUGACUAUCGAACCGACGACUACACCAACACACACUUCUUUACCACGCCUAGACAUUGCUUCGAUAAAUAAAACAUUGAUAGAGUACAUCGAUAACGAGCUAAACUUCACUGUAUCGUUUGUUAAUAAGCACGUCAUUAAUGACUUCAACGGUACCAUAGCAACCAGCUUAAACAACUGGAACAAGUCCCUGCAUGAUGGGGUGCAGAAUCAGCAAACAAUGCUGCAGGCAAUUGUUGAAUAUAACAAUAGCAUCUGGGAUAACUUGAGACGACAAUCAGAAAGGAUCAACUCUACAAUAGAUGAAUUAUCAAGUUCUGGGUUCACAAUUGGUUCUAACAAUGGAGGGCAGAUAAUCAAUGAUCUGCGACUAGACUACGAGUUUGUUCCUGAAAUGUUUUCGAGCGUUUCUGCAGAUUUGGAAAAAGUGCAAGACUUUGAAUUUAGAGAUUUACCAUAUCUGGAGUGGACAAGAAUUGACUACGAGGGACUACUUUCAGAAUUUACUAAUAUCAGGGAAGAUUUGCUUAAAAAUUUACAAUUGCUGAUCGAAAACCGCACGGACGUAUUUUUCCUGGCAUCAGAAAAUCUUAAAAGCAGAGAUGUCGAACAAGAACGGCCAGCACCUAGAAAUAGCAGGAAGCUUGCUAUCAGAUUGACUAUCGGUGUAAUAAUGCUUGCUAUGGUAUCCCUUGUGUUGCUAUUUUUAAAAGAAUGGCUGUGCUACUCUCUACAGAACCAUGAGAUGAUACAUGCUAUUGCAGCCGAAGUAUCUACAAGGUUGGAGGACAAUGAAGACGAGCUAUCCAUUACAGAUUCGCUGAAACGCAGAAAGUGGCUCAACGACAAAGUGAGAAGCAUUGCCUGCUCCUUCGAAUAUACACUCACACAUUACAUUGUGAAUUUACAAUCUAGAUUUUAUAAGGCCCGUUGCAUAUCCUCAAAAUCACCCCCGGACUGGAAUGUCCGAUUCUCAAAUCUCAGAUGGAAGCAGCUGUCACUGUACAAUAUUUGGAUAAUCGGCCAACAUGGCUUAGUCCUAUGGCUCACACUAUUCGUUAUCGUAACCGACUGGCAGCUCAUCUCAACCUUAAUUCCCAAAAGCGACAUCACUCUGGCAUCGAACCAACACGCUCUUCUUUUGAAAAGAUCAGUCUCAUACAGGGCCGCCCCAUCUCCACACCCGUCCCAAAUCAUCGCUGAACUAUGCCACACAUUCCAGAAUUCCAUAGACACCCAAUCAGCGAGCAUACUCAACAAAACACUUUUGUCUUCCGCAGAAGAACACUCCCUACAAACAGCAACGUCCGUCCUCAGCGACCAGAUGACCGCUGUCAUCGCCGACGUCGCUGCCUCAUUACCAUCCUCCCUAAUCCUCCCCCAAAUGGUCCUGCCCACAACCCAGUAUCCCCUCACUCUCACACCCCUUCACAAACCUCACGGACGCCGUCCUCCUAAAUAUUUACGCCCCAGCUAA
Messenger RNA from Eremothecium cymbalariae DBVPG#7215, 1707 nucleotides. It is a transcript of the gene PRM2, whose product is annotated as pheromone-regulated protein PRM2. The transcript has a single exon. The record is from RefSeq and is a predicted model, not a curated record. The coding region runs from base 1 to 1707 and encodes 568 amino acids. NCBI's taxonomy places the organism in Eukaryota, Fungi, Ascomycota, Saccharomycetes, Saccharomycetales, Saccharomycetaceae.